AUGCCAGGCAUCGGUGCUCGACGGUGUGGCGUCCUUUUUGCGGCGGCACUCGGCCUGCUCCUGACAUCACCAGUGUCGGCGGCGCCGGCGGUCUUGGACGCCCCCGCGGAGUCCUGCGACUGGCGACACUCGGACGGCUCGACACAGGACAUCCGACUGACGUGUCGAGCCAGGACCAUCAGUGACGACGUGGAUUCCUCGUCGAAGUUCUCCGUCGACGGCGUGUCUCCGACUUCAGUGACCCAACUUUCCAUCGCCUGCUCCGACGUCUUGUUCUUCCAGUCCAGUCUGCGCAACGACAGUUUCUCGUCAAUGCCGAAUCUCAGGUCACUCGACAUCGAGUUCUGCAAACUCAACUCCCUGCCUGCUGCUGCUUUCAAAACGUUGUCAAAGUUGAAAGAACUCAGUUUGCAAACGCACAACACCGAAUGGUCCGCCAUGUCGUUGACCAUCUCUCCCACAACUUUCGACUCUCUCAAGUCCCUGGAAGUCCUGGAACUGAGUCGGAACAACAUUUGGGAACUGCCCAGGGGUGUUUUCUGUUCUCUGAAUCGACUCAAGACUCUGAAUUUGACCACGAAUCGCCUGCAAGACGUCUACGACCUGGGUUUCAACACCAGUCGCAAGACCUGCGCUUCCGAACUCACCAAAUUAGACGUCUCCGGAAACGAAAUCGAGUCUCUGCCCGAUGACAGUUUCCGUGGACUGUCCCAACUGAGGCACUUGUACAUCCAGGGCAAUGGGAUCGCGAUGGUGAGCGACAAUGCCUUUGCAGGACUGUCUAGUUUGCAAGUGUUGAACGUCUCUAGCAACAAACUAGUCGCCUUACCACCCAGGGUUUUCCGUCAUUCUAAAAACCUAGAGCAGAUCUACGCCUUCAACAACUCCAUCUCUGUCCUGGCACCGGGUCUCUUCGAUGGCCUAACCCAUUUAAAAGUGCUGGACUUGUCACACAAUGACCUGAGCAGUGAAUGGCUCAAGGCAGACACGUUCAAAGACCUGACCAGACUAGUGGUGUUGUCUCUGUCGCACAACAGACUCACCGAGUUCAAGAACCACAUGGUCUCUAGUUUGUACGUCCUGCAAAUCCUGAGGUUGGACUACAACCAGAUCUCGUUCAUUGGACCCGGAGCAUUUUCCGCGCUGUAUAAUUUGCACACUCUGGUGUUGAGUCACAACAGCAUCAUGCAGUUGGAUGCACAUCACAUGCAGGGUCUCCAUGCCCUGAUGUUGCUGGACCUGGACCACAACCAACUGACAUCCCUGCAUCCUGACACCUUCAACAACAGUUCCCAGUUGCAGGACCUGAAUUUAAGCGGCAAUGCCUUGAACCAUGUUCCCAAGGCGUUGCAGGAGUUGAAUUUCCUGAAGACUCUGGACCUGGGGCAGAAUAACAUCAGUGACUUGUCAGGGGAUCCUUUCAAAGGACUGAGUCAGUUGUAUGGCCUGAGACUCAUCAAUAACUCGAUCGGGGACCUGAGUGCGGAGAUGUUCAAGUCCUUGCCGAUGUUGAAGAUUCUCAAUUUGGCGCACAACAGGAUCACUUCGAUUGCUGAGGGAACACUGGACCAGAAUCAAGAACUGCAGGCUGUGCGUCUCGAUGGCAACUUCAUCAGAGACAUCAACGGUGUGUUCACUAACCUGGAGAAGCUGAUUUGGCUGAAUGUGUCCGACAACUACAUCGAAUGGUUCGACUAUGCCAUUAUUCCGAGAAGUCUAGAAUGGCUGGACAUACACAAAAAUCAAAUCAGAGAGUUGGGCAACUAUUACGGAAUGGAGAACCAGUUGAAAUUGACCACGCUCGAGGCGAGUUUCAACAAGAUCAGCGAAAUCAGCGGGAAAAAUUUGCCCAACAGUCUCCAGCUCUUGUUCCUCAACGACAAUGCCAUUCGAAACAUCGCACCUUACACGUUUUUCGACAAGACCAACUUGACACGGGCUUACCUUUAUGCGAAUCAGUUGACGACCCUGGAUUUGAGUGCGUUGCAAUUGUCGCCCAGGGAUGGUACCGAGGCGCCACCCGAGUUUUACAUCGGUGGUAACCCGUUCCAGUGCGACUGUAAAAUGGAAUGGCUGCAAAGAAUCGGCAGUUUGGAGCACUUGCCUCAGGUGAUGGACUUGGACGGGGUUUAUUGUCAUUUGUUGUUCAAUCGGCAACGCAGCUUCGUGCCGCUCGUCGAAGUCGACAGUUCGCAGUUUUUGUGCACUUAUCACACCCACUGCUUCGCCAUUUGUCACUGUUGCGACUUUGACGCGUGUGACUGUGAGAUGACGUGUCCGAACAACUGCACUUGUUACCAUGACCAGUCGUGGACGUCGAAUAUCGUCGACUGCACUCGAGCUGGGUACAAAAGUGUUCCGGAAAGGAUCCCCAUGGACGCCACGGAAGUGUACUUGGACGGAAACGACAUUUACACUCUCAAGUCGCACUUGUUCAUCGGUCGCAAGAACAUGAGGGUCUUGUACAUGAACAGCAGCAACAUCGUGUCCAUUUCCAACGGCACUUUCAACGGGUUGCGUAACCUGAAAACCCUGCACUUGGAGAACAACAACAUGAAAGAACUGCACGGGUUCGAGUUCGAAGGCCUGGAGAAUUUGCGGGAACUCUUUUUGCACGACAACGAGUUGGCAGUGCUCAACGAAUCCGUGUUCCAGCCGCUGAGUGGCCUGGAAAUCCUCACUUUGCGGAACAACAGACUCACCACGUUCCCGGUGUGGAACCUGAUGACGACCAGUCCGUAUUUGGUACAGGUUGCCCUGGCUGGCAACCCGUGGUCGUGCGAGUGCGAACACGUGGCCCAGUUUGCGGGAUGGAUCGACUCGAACCGGAAGAAGAUCGGGGAUGUGUCGGAAGUUCACUGCGUCCGGAACUCGAGCGUCGUGGCGGUGGUUGGCGGCAACUUGACGCAUUGUGGCGGUGAAACGCAGCCCGUGGUGGUGGUGCAACCCGCAGCCUUGCACGUGCAUCUUCCGCUCAUGAUAGCCGCCGUUUGUCUCUUCGUGGCGGCGUUUGUCUGCACUUUUCUCGUCUUCCGAUUCCGCAAGGAAUUGCGAGUGUGGACGUUCACCAACUGCGGCCUGCGGAUCUGCCAGAGCCCCGCCUACGAAGGCGACUCGGAGCGGCUUUUCGACGCCUUCGUCACGUACAGCUCGAAAGACGAAGUGUUUGUCACGCAAAUGCUGGCCCCCGAGCUGGAACAGGGCAGUCCUCACUAUCGCCUCUGUCUCCACUACCGGGACUUUCCCGUGUCUGCCUACUUGGCAGACACCAUCAUCGAGGCCGUGGACUCCUCCAAACGCACCCUCCUGGUCCUCUCGCACAACUUCCUCCAAAGCGAGUGGUCCCGAUUCGAAUUCAAGUCCGCGUUGCACCAGGCGUUGAGAGACCGUCGGAAGCGACUAGUCGUCAUCGUGUUGGGCGACGUGCCGCAGAGGGACCUGGACCCGGACUUGCGGCUCUACCUCAAGACCAGCACGUGUCUGUAUUGGGACGAGAAGUCCUUUUGGGAGAAGCUCCGGUUCGCGAUGCCGGACGUGAAGCAGCAGCCCAACAGUGGUGGUGGUGGUGGUGGUAAUAAUGGAGGCGGAGUCGGUGGCAACGCCGCGCACCAGCUGCACCAUCAUCACCAUCAUCAUUACCACAAUGGCGGCGGUGGUGGUGGAGGAGUAGGAGGAGGAGGUGGUGUUGGUGGGGGUGUUGGUGUUGGCGGAGGGGUCGUGAUGGACAGUGUGUCGACUAGUGGGACUCUGGUGUCGAAUGGGCGCGUGAGCAAUUGUCCCACGUAUGCGGAGCAUACUUAUGCGACGCCCAAGUUUGACACCUACGGGCACCACCACUUGCACCAUGUGCACCACGGGCACCACACUCUCAACAAUGGGCUCUUGUGGCGUCCGCAGCCGCCUGACCCGGCCACCAUUGGUAUUCAUCAGUCAUGA
This is a messenger RNA of Notodromas monacha, 3936 nucleotides long. The record is from the annotation of a GenBank genome assembly. Lineage: Eukaryota; Metazoa; Arthropoda; Ostracoda; Podocopida; Cyprididae.